This is a messenger RNA of Elgaria multicarinata webbii, 1413 nucleotides long. It is a transcript of the gene ABI3, whose product is annotated as ABI family member 3. The transcript is spliced from 8 exons. Gene Ontology annotation, cellular component: actin-based cell projection; lamellipodium; SCAR complex. The record is from RefSeq and is a predicted model, not a curated record. The coding region runs from base 86 to 1213 and encodes 375 amino acids. Gene Ontology annotation, molecular function: signaling adaptor activity; SH3 domain binding. Lineage: Eukaryota; Metazoa; Chordata; Lepidosauria; Squamata; Anguidae. Gene Ontology annotation, biological process: neuron migration; regulation of cell migration.
AGCUGCGGGGUUCGAAACCCCAGUGCUGAGGCAGCGUGUGCUGAGAAACAAGGAAGUGGGGAGCCCCAGGCGGCUGAGCGGCGACAUGUCUGAGCUGCAGGAGCUGCUGCAGAACUCCAUCCCUUUUGCGAGGGGGGUCCUGUGGGACAACUACGGCAACCUGCUCAAAGUGGCUGAUUACUGCGAGAGCAACUAUGGGCAGGCACAAGACAAACGGAAAGCCCUUGAGGAAACCAUGGCUUUCACAACUCAGUCACUGGCCAGUGUGACCUACCAAAUCAGCAACCUGGCCAACGACAUCUUCAAAAUGCUAGACUUGCAGGCCACUGAAGUCCGACGAAUGGAAGCCAAUGUCUCCUCCAUCACACAGGUGGUGGAAAUGCACAAGGAGAAAGUGUCCCGCCGAGAGAUUGGGACGCUUGCCGUUUGCAAGUCAUUUCCGCACUACCAGAAAAUCAUCUACCCUAAACACCUUGAGCCCCUGGAAGCGUAUUACAGAAAGCCGUUGAACUUCAGCAGUUUGGAUGAAAUUGGCCAUGGGAUAAAGGAUCAAAGCUCACAGCUGGCCAGAACAGGGACUCUGUCCCGGCGAGCAACCAAGACAGCAGCAGCGCAAUCAUCCGGGAGCCUUGGGAGAAGCCACCGGGUACCGGAGCCGAUACGGCCACCAGUCAUCCCAGACGGAAAACUCUCUUCAGCCUCGUCAUUGUCCUCCUUGAGCAGCCUCACAGGAGCGACAGGCAGCACGAGUAUGAACCCAACUCCUGAGCCACCUCCCCUUCCCCCCUCUAUGCUGUCACCGAUCCCUCCGUCAAUAGAAGCAGAGAUCCUUCCUCCUCCUCCUCCAUCAGAUAUAUUACCACCUCCACCUUUUGCAAUUGAUGAUAUACUUCCACUGCAGCUCUCUGAGCCAGAUCUUGAUUUCCCAGCAUCCCCACUGCCACCACCUCUGGACAUUAUUAAUUCGGAGCAGCUGAGACCUCCACCCCUGCACCCUCCACCACCCCCGGAGAAAUUGCCAUGGGCCCCCGACACCUACCUAGAAAAAGUAGUGACCUUGUACCCUUACACUCAGCAGAAGGAGAACGAACUCUCUUUUGCAGAGGGGGCCAUCAUUUAUGUGACACGGAAAUACUCAGACGGCUGGUGCGAAGGGGUGAUGCGCGACGCAGCGGGGUUGUUCCCAGGAAACUAUGUCGAGCCUUUGCACUGAAGGUGGCGGAAUGGAAGCUAGAGAUCAAAACAGUUAAAUUUAAGUUCCCAAGAACUGUGCCUGGAAUGGGACCACCUCGUCCCUGCUUUGAAGAAAGCAUGUAGAAGCAAUCCUGUGGGGGUGUUGGUGUACGGUAGGGUGACCGUAUGGAAAGGAGGACAGGGCUCCUGUAACUUUAACAGUGGUGUAGGAAAGGGAAU